AUGGAUCCUUGUUCAGUGAAGCCGUGUAUGAAUAAUGGAACUUGUAUAAUUUACGGAGAGUCUUUUGAAUGUCGCUGCAAGAAGCCUUACUACGGUGAAAUUUGUCAGAAAGAUCCCUGCACUCUAAAUCCUUGCCAAAAUAAUGGAACGUGUGAAAUAAAGGGAAAGUCUUUUACUUGUACUUGCAAAGAACCGUUCAUAGGAAGAUUGUGCAAUGAAACACCGACACCUUCAUUGAUUCCGACAACAGAACAAGAAGGAACAACACUUGUAACAACUUCUAAACCAGAUCAUCAACGAGAGUCGGCAGCCAUGGUGCGGUUCAACUCGUAA
Uloborus diversus is the source of this 333-nucleotide messenger RNA. Its product is annotated as delta and Notch-like epidermal growth factor-related receptor. Gene Ontology annotation, cellular component: plasma membrane; protein-containing complex. The transcript is spliced from 5 exons. The coding region runs from base 1 to 333 and encodes 110 amino acids. NCBI's taxonomy places the organism in Eukaryota, Metazoa, Arthropoda, Arachnida, Araneae, Uloboridae. Gene Ontology annotation, molecular function: calcium ion binding. Gene Ontology annotation, biological process: establishment or maintenance of epithelial cell apical/basal polarity; heterophilic cell-cell adhesion. The record is from RefSeq and is a predicted model, not a curated record.